AUGUUUAAAUUAUCGGAGAUUGUACGCUGGCUUGGUCUUACGGAAUUUGAAAUAUUAAUAAACCUAUGUGGAAUGCUUACCUUUACUGUGGUAUUAGCAUUUAAGAUAUCUGGAACUUAUACAAAUUCAGUGAUCGAUUGGUUUACCACCUUCAGUCCCUUAUUUUGUAUUGAUAUUUUUAAUGCAUACUUCUGUGUAAUUGUAGGCAUUCGAAUGUAUCUUGACUCGGACAACAAGCGAAAAGCACUCCAUAGAGUUAUGUGGAGCUCGUAUUUUCUCGUGUUAAUUGCAAUAUUUAAAUAUUUAUUAUGCUUAAAAUUAUCUGAACAAACUGAAUUAGAAUAUAGCGAAGUUUUUUCACCACUUUUUGUUUUGCUGCAGUUGGUGGCAAUAAGAGCUUGUCAAAUACCGAACUCAUAAUAAAAUUCUUAUGUAUUUCUUUCACUACA
Molecule: messenger RNA, 449 nt
Organism: Anastrepha obliqua
Lineage: Eukaryota; Metazoa; Arthropoda; Insecta; Diptera; Tephritidae
Product: transmembrane protein 203
Exons: 1
Coding region: 1-420 (139 amino acids)
Biological process (GO): intracellular calcium ion homeostasis
Cellular component (GO): endoplasmic reticulum
Source: RefSeq, a predicted model, not a curated record